Messenger RNA from Parnassius mnemosyne (clouded apollo), 3240 nucleotides. NCBI's taxonomy places the organism in Eukaryota, Metazoa, Arthropoda, Insecta, Lepidoptera, Papilionidae. The record is from the annotation of a GenBank genome assembly.
AUGGCGUCGGUGUGGAAGCGCCUGCAGCGCGUCAACAAACGCGCUGCCAAGUUCCAGUACACGGCGUCCUACCACCGCAUCGACAUUGAGACCACGCCGAAAUGGAAGCCAAACAAACUGAGCAUUGUAUGGACGAGGCGUUCACGGCGCGUGGUCACCGAACCUGUGGAGUGGGAGCCGUCACUGAAGGACCCUCUCAAAGGAUCCGUUAUAUUCACCGUUCCGGAAAAUCAGACAAUCACCGUCACUCUGUUCAGAGACCCCCGGACCAAUGAGCUGGAAGAUAAGGAUUGGACCUUUGUGUUGGAGGACGUAUCGCCAACGGGCAAACGGAGACGUAUGGCGACUUGUGUGCUUGACUUGCGGAAGCACGCCUCGCUGUCUGCAGCACAGCGAACACUGCGUUUGCAGCUUGAGCCUUCUGCACGCAGACUGAGAGCCGCCUGUUUGCAUCUCACACUGCACUCCGUACUGCUGCGAGAGGGACAGGCCACGGAUGAAGAUAUGCAGUCCUUAGCGUCCCUGCUCUCAGUCAAUAACAACUCAGAUAUUGCAGUUUUAGAAGACUUGGACGAAGAUGACUAUACUCUGUCCGAUAACUCAACUAGACAGAUGCUUGAUCUCCGACAGCAAGUGGAAGAAAUGACCCAAAGUCUAACAAACAGCGAUAUCGCGGCCACACCAAACAGCGUGCAAAGUCUCAACUUUGACAACUCGACAACUCCAACAGCUCCAAUAACACCAGACACCAAUUCACCGACAACUCCUACGAACCCAACUCCCAAUAACGCAGUUGACCUUGAGCCUACUAAAGUCGAAAUGUCCAAUAAUAGUAAAAGUAGACCGGAGUAUUUGAGCAAUUUAACAAAAAUGGCUAUGAAACCUGAACAACAACCUAAAUUCACCUCCACCCCUAAUAAAGUUAGCAAUAAAAUUAUAGAUGACUUGCCGGUAGAUAAUCUAAAAGCGAUGCAGUUUAAACCGAUGACUAUUGCGAAAAGGAACCUUAAGCCUUUAGAGUUAAAGACCAAUUUAAAUAAUAUCGCUUUAGAUACGAAUGAGAAUGAGAGAGAAGAGGAUAGUGAGAAAACUCCUAUAGGUGAUAUGGAAAAGCUGUUCCCUAUAAAGGGUCUUGAUAAGGAUAAAACUCCAGUACAAGACCUAUUGGAAUGGUGUCAGUCGGUUACGCGAGAGUAUCGAUCGUGUCGAAUCACAAAUUUGACAACGAGUUUUCGUUCCGGACUAGCCUUUUGCGCGAUCAUACAUCGUUUUCGUCCGGAUUUGAUAGACUUCUCCGGGCUGCAGCCGGACGAAGCGGAGAGAAAUGUCCGCGUGGCGCUGGAUGCCAGCGCUCGGCUCGGCAUCUCGCAGGUGCUCUCCGCGGCCGACGUGUGCGCGCGCCCCGCGCCCGACAAGCUCGCCAUCAUGACAUAUCUGUUCCAACUCCGGGCGCAUUUCACCGGCAACGAGCUACAAGUGGAACAAUUGGGCAACGACGAAGCCGAGUCAUCGUACUUAGUGGGUCGCCACGACACGGACGGCGAGGUCCCGCGUGAACUGUUCAGCCGGGAGGUCAGCGCCAGGCGUUCCAGGAUACGUCCCGACCGACCCACACCCGGAUCGCAGGAUCCGGAGUCCCGUUCUCAGGAUCGGUCGAGUCCGGACAAGUGUAGCUCGCCGACCGCUAUUAAAGACGUGCGCGAUAUGUUGAUGCGGGAGUCCAAGAGCAUUUUGGGCAAGAUGCUGUCCCCGGCCAGGGACCAGAAGCUCAAGGAAUCCAACACCAAGUGGUUCACAGACCCGCUGAAGGUGGCCGAGCCUAUUCCCGCUCGACCUGAGAAGUUAAUGACAAGGAAGGAGCUCACCGACCCGUUCGGCUCUGAUGAAGAGGAGGAACCAGUGCCUGCCCCUCCAUCACAGGAGACGACAAAUGGCACUGCUAAAAUAGAUUUCAAACCAACGAUAGAACCAGCCGUAACGGAUCCGCUGACAGCAAACAUUCAGCCGGAGAACUGCCCACAACAACAACCUUAUACCCAGUCCCAGCCCCAGACCCAACCUCAACCUCAACCCCAACCGCAACCCCAGCCACAAAUUCCUUCCCAGCCUCAGCCCCAGUCACAAGUGCAACCUCAGCCUCAAACCCAACCUCAGUUCCCGGCACCGGACCUGCCAAAACCGACACCGCAACUGUUGUCGCGCCAUGAUGAGCUUAAAGAGAGAGCGAGACAGUUGCUAGAAGCCACUAAACGCGAGGCAAGAGAAAAGGAAAGGAAUAGAAGGCAGAACUCGAAAGAGAAGGAGGAGGGAAAUAAGACUGAAGCCUUAAAUGGGCUAAGGAAUGGCGAGACAAGUCCCAGUAAAAAGCCCAUGACAGAGGAAGAGAGACAAGCGAUGCUACGCGAGCGAGCGAGAAAGCUGAUAGCCGACGCACGAGCUGGCAUAGUGAGUCCGACGUCCCCGCUGUCACCUUCCCGCAACCGUGGAACUGUGGAGAUCAUCAGCAAGCAGUCCGUCAUGGAGGAACUGGCUGCAGCGGGCGGCAUGGAACAAUUAGAAGCGAUGUCCCGAGCAGACUCCCCUCCGAGUCCCGGUUCCAGGAGUUUUGGGAGUGUGGAUCGAUCUGAGGAGAGACAAAGUGACACACGCAGUGUAAGAAGCACUUCGCCCAACGAGGGUUCCCGUCGAUCGCCACUUCACUCAUUCUCCGCGCUUGUUGACCGCCUGGCGCCUGAUGGAACUGCUGCUGAUGAGGGCAAAGAAACAGGCUCUUACAUCGCUAGUGAGCUGGAAGCGCUGGAGAAGGAACAGAGUGCUGUCGACGAGAAGGCGGCCGCCCUCGAGAAGCAGCUGCGACGCGUCAUGGAGUCUGCAGACAACACCGAGGAAGAAGACAGACUGAUGUCGCAAUGGUUCCAUCUGGUGAAUAAGAAGAAUGCGUUGCUGCGGCGACAGAUGCAGCUCAAUAUACUCGAGCAAGAAGAGGAUCUCAGCAGACGAUGCGAGUUAUUGGCGAGGGAGUUGAGGCUGUCCCUCGGAGUGGACGAGUGGCGCAAGACUCCUGGACAAAAAAGGCGCGAGAGAUUGCUGCUGCAGGAGUUGUUAUCAGCGGUGAACGAAAGGGACAGGCUUGUACAAGAGAUGGACGAACAAGAGAAAGCGAUAGCAGAGGACGAUGAAAUUGAAAGAAACUUAUCAAAUGUGGAGAUACAAAGGAAAAACAACUGUAUUUUGCAGUGA